This is a messenger RNA of Ornithorhynchus anatinus (platypus), 2082 nucleotides long. It is a transcript of the gene PPP1R2, whose product is annotated as protein phosphatase 1 regulatory inhibitor subunit 2. Gene Ontology annotation, biological process: regulation of signal transduction. The record is from RefSeq and is a predicted model, not a curated record. The coding region runs from base 16 to 693 and encodes 225 amino acids. Gene Ontology annotation, molecular function: protein phosphatase inhibitor activity. The transcript is spliced from 6 exons. Lineage: Eukaryota; Metazoa; Chordata; Mammalia; Monotremata; Ornithorhynchidae.
GGGCGGGCGGGCGGCAUGGCGAGCUCUGCGGCGUCUCCGCGGCCCAUCAAGGGGAUCCUGAAGAAGAAGGGCGGCGCGUCGGAGCCCCCCGGGCUGGGCCCCCCGCCGCCCCACCACCAUCCCGACCACCCCAACCACAACGCCGCCGGGGCCGCCGGGGAAGACGACCUCAGUAAAAAAUCCCAGAAGUGGGAUGAAAUGAAUAUCCUGGCGACAUAUCAUCCAGCAGACAAAGACUAUGGUUUAAUGAAAAUCGAUGAACCUAGCACUCCGUACCACAGUAUGAUAGGUGAUAAUGAUGAAGAUGCAGUGAGUGAUUCUGAAUCAAAUGAAGCACUGACUCCAGAUCUCCUAGCUAAGAAGUUAGCAGCCGCUGAGGGAACUGAGCCAAAAUUUCUGGUUCAAGAAGAAGAGAGCAGCGAGGAGGAUGAGGAACUGUCACCCGAAGAACAAGAAAAAAAGCGGCAAUUUGAAAUGAAAAGGAAACUUCACUACAACGAAGGACUAAAUAUUAAAUUGGCUAGACAGUUAAUUUCAAAAGAACUACAUGGAGGUGUGGAAGAUGAAGACGAGGAAGAGGAUGAUGACGAGGAAAUGCAAGAGGCUGCGGAUGUGGAAAGCAUGAAUACCGAAGCAUCUCACCAGAUACCUACUGCCAGUGACCAACUGCAAAAGAGAGCUCCAGAUUUGUAGAAGACACUUAUCCAACCCUGCAAAUGCUUGUCAGAUACCACCCUGUUAGAAUGAUACACUGCUUCGUGUUCUCUGCCAUUCAUCGUUUAAAGUAUUGAAAUGCAUAUCGGUUAUUAUGUUUUGCCAAGAAUUGUAAUGAUAACUUUAGAGACUACUAGAUUAGGCUGAAAAAUGCCUAAUCAGUUUAUUCUUGUGCCUCAUACUUCACAGAGAAUAUCGCAUAACAUCAAUAUGGAAAGAAUUACUUUUAUAAAGACACUGGUUAGUUUGUAUAAGGUAUUGUCACUUUCUAUGCUUUAAAAGUUAUGCGUUAUCUUUUUUGUUAUUUAUUUGCUGCUGUUCGAAGUGUGGUAGCUCUUGUAGAAGAGUUUUUGAAAUCAAUAUUGUACAGCAAAUUUACAGGUUGUUUUUUUUAUAGAGAUAUAUAAAAUUCUGCCUGGUAAGUAUCUUAAUAGCCGUUUCUCUCCUGUGCGUGGUUUAACUAUAAAAGAGAUUAUUUUAGGAAAGCUGUUCUGUAACUUUUCUGUACCUGGUGUCUUAAAAUUCCUUUGUGGCACUAUUUUUCUCCCAGGGUCUGUGGGUGGCCGGCGUGGGGGAGACACACUAAGCUAUUUCUUUAAUAAAAAUAGCCGUUUCACAAAUAAUUUACUAGGUUUGAUUGCACUAACUCCAGGUGGAAACUUUUUGUACUCUUGGUGAAUAGAUUUCAGAUCCGUCAUCAAUUUAGGCGCUUCUUCCAGCACAGUUGCAUCCUCGUUCUUCUCCUCUCCCUCUCAUCCCUCUCUAAAUAUGUGGGAUCCUUUGCAUCUGGUCUCUGGAGUUUCUAGCAACUUUUUGGUCUUCUGCCGUCUACCUCCUUGUCCCAUUCAGUGUCUCUCCAGCGGACGUCUUUUGCGUCAGGUCAGUUCUUAGUGCAACCAAAAACACAUUUGGGGUGUUGGGGCCGAAACAUCUGCAGUUUUAGCCGAUGGAGGGUUGUUGGAGCUCUUUCUCGCCCUUAGCGAGUUGCAGCUCACCUCUGGAACUGCUACUCUAAAUAUAUUUCUUGACUUAGUAUAGAUCACAGCUGAAGUUACUUACAUUUUUAGGAGUGACGUCGUUCCCGCAAAGGUGUCCAUCUAGGUAAACGUCCCUCCGACAUGGAAAGAUACGAAGCACACAAACUGGAAAUCCAGUUUUUGGCAUAGUGAUGGAUUCAUUUGUAGUCAAUUCUUAUCUAAGUUUUCAUCAGUUGCGGAAAACUCCUAUGUGGACAUAUUUUUAAGAUGAUUUCUGAAUAUUGUAUAUAUGAAGUUGCUAUUUUUUCUGAGCAGUUAACUUCCACCACGUGAAUUUCCUGAAACAUCAAUGUGUAAGAUUGAAUAAAAGUGGAAGAAAUUUAUACCAUUA